CUUACAUGGACCUGCUCCACGACGGCGCUACUCAACCGUGCUUCAUGAAAACAGGGCCAACUAGGGGAUUUAGCACAUCCUCGCUUCGACGAGUGUGGGCGUCCCGUCCCGUCCCACGGCACCACCCCGAAGUAGAUAUAAUAUACUGGGUCCCAUCUGCGCUUUCAAAAUAUCGAAUCCUACCUGCACUCAUCUAUACGAAAUCACAAAGGUAAUAAUUACGGGAGCUGUAUCUCCGAAGUCGCUUGCAAAUUCGCGCAGGACGUCUUCCAUUCGCAGCCAUCUUCCGCAGCACGUCGCCGAUUCCUAUGCCUAAUUUUAAUGAAUCGCCGUAGCUGCGCACACGUACGUUUCAAUGUGACCUAGGCGCCAAGCUCAGUGACUAUUGACUCGACGCGUAUAAAUGGUCGCCAGUAUUGUCAUACUCCCCAUCGUCCUUCUCAAUGAUGUCUUUCUUAUUUGCGACCUUCAUUUUCCUUUAUCAAGUCUUCCUGUUUCCAACGGUACUGUCCCAAAGCGACUUUGAUUGGAGCACUAUUGAACCAACGGGCAAUUUGUCUUGGGUUGAUUGCUAUUCCGGCUUUAAAUGCACGCGUUUCCAGGUACCCAUCGACUACUCGAACGAGGAUGGCGACAAAGCGGCUCUGGCGGUCAUGAAGCUUUCCGCGCAGUCCGAAACCGAGUAUAAAGGAACGGUGAUGAUGAAUCCGGGAGGCCCUGGUGGCAGCGGUGUCGUCUAUUUGGCUUCCAUUGGUCCUUUGCUUUCGUCAGUUAUUGGGAACCAAUACGAUAUCAUCAGCUUCGAUCCUCGUGGAGUUGGUAAUUCGACACCUCGAGCGGAGUUCUUCCUCUCCAAAGAAGAGCAUUAUCAAUGGCUUGCUGAUACCAAUCAUUGGACUGCUGCUGUUAACACGACCUCGGACCAGAUACCUCACUUAUGGGCAUCUGCGCAAGUUAUAGCUGAACUUGCGAAAGAAAGAGAUAACGGAAUCCUGAAUUACAUUGAUACUGACAACGCUGCCCGGGAUAUGCUGCGAAUUAGUGAGGCAGCGGGUCAAUCGAAGCUGCAGUACUGGGGAAUUUCUUAUGGGACGGUUCUUGGCUCUACAUUUGCUACCAUGUUUCCAGACAAAAUCGAACGCAUGCUCCUUGAUGGUGUGUUGGACGUGGAUGGUUAUUACAGUGGUGACUGGCGCAAUCAAGUGGCCGAUGUUGAGAAAGACAUGCAAUCAUUCUUUGAUGGCUGUGUGGCUGCUGGCCCUGACGCCUGUGCAUUCUAUGCUUCCACCUCUGAGGAGAUAUCAAAAAACCUCGACGCCAUAUACCAGUCCCUUCUUACUGAACCCGUCCCGGUCAUAAUCCCUUCUACGUCUUCCUAUGGUGUCGUCGACUACGCCGCCCUGCAAAUCGCAGUCAAGAAUGCCCUGUUCCAACCCUAUGCAUACUUCUCUAUUCUCGCACAAGGCCUGGCGAAUCUCGCAGUAGGGAACGGCAGCAUUAUUUACGAGAUGCAAGCGACAGUGUAUGACCCAUCUUCUGUUUACGAUAAUUCCUGGGAGGCGGAGAUGGCUAUUUCGUGCAGCGAUGCGUUGAAUAACACAGAAUCUAUUGCAGACCUGUUUGCAUACUGGGACAGUGUCCAGGGUGUAUCGCCUUUUGCGUUUAUGCUAAUGACACAGAGGAUCGCCUGCUCUGGAUGGAAGUUUCAUCGAGAAGAUGGAUUUACAGUCGGCGGAAAUACCAGCUAUCCUAUUCUUUUUAUAGGGAAUACAGCUGAUCCUGUGACUCCCCUUUCUUCGGCAAAGAAAACAUCAAGCGCUUUCCCCGGAUCUGUCGUCCUUACUCAAAAUUCAUCUGGGCAUACCUCCUUAGUAGCUUCCUCCUCCUGCACUCAUGCGUACGCGCGAGCUUAUUUCCAAAACGGCACUUUACCUAAUGACGGAGUUGUCUGCGAAGUUGAGACUGAGCUGUUCUCGACGUCGUCAUAUCCACCUCUGCGACGUUCCUUCCGUGGCUGAAACGAUUCCAGAACUUAGCUCUGGCCCCGUUCUCUCAGCAUGAACUCGUGCUUGUUGCUUAUUCGCGUUAAGCAGGCACUAUACCGGACUUUCUUUUGUUUCGAAAUGAUCAUUACUUACACAAAAAUAUUAAAUAUCCGAUGAUCCCAGAAGAAUUACCGCAAAGACCGGCAGCUGAUGGCAUUCAUAGAAACAAAAAUCCCGAAUCAAGAGGGGUGAUCGCUGCAUCGCGAAGGAACAAGGAAGGAUACGUAUGAUAUUUUUAGUUGUUUGCCAGGAAUCCUAAUGUUUCUAUAUGCAUCGAACGAGUGAGUUUUUGACUGAAC
Desarmillaria tabescens is the source of this 2344-nucleotide messenger RNA. Its product is annotated as TAP-like protein-domain-containing protein. Bases 444 to 2018 code for a protein of 524 amino acids. The transcript has 13 exons. The record is from RefSeq and is a predicted model, not a curated record. Lineage: Eukaryota; Fungi; Basidiomycota; Agaricomycetes; Agaricales; Physalacriaceae.